Molecule: messenger RNA, 342 nt
Organism: Venustampulla echinocandica
Lineage: Eukaryota; Fungi; Ascomycota; Leotiomycetes; Helotiales; Pleuroascaceae
Product: ISD11 Iron-Sulfur protein biogenesis, Desulfurase-interacting protein
Exons: 5
Coding region: 1-342 (113 amino acids)
Biological process (GO): iron-sulfur cluster assembly
Cellular component (GO): L-cysteine desulfurase complex; mitochondrion
Source: RefSeq, a predicted model, not a curated record
AUGUCAGCCAUUGCAGCAACCAAGGCCCAAUCUAGCCAGCAAGCAAAAUCACUGUAUCGACAGCUACUACGGCAAGGCGAGCAAUUCGCCGCAUACAACUUCCGCGAAUAUGCGAAGCGGAGGGCCCGGGAUUCCUUCAGAGAACACAGGGAUGUGCAGGACUCAAGGGAGAUACAAGAGUUGAUGCAGAAGGGGUUGAAGGAGUUGCAGGUGAUGAAGAGGCAAACGGUUAUUAGUCAAUUCUACCAAAUGGACAAAUUAGUGGUGGAGGGCGGGAAAGCAGGCAAGGAAACAGGAAGCUCGGGCAGUAUAGUCAGACAGAAGGAUACUGGCUUGGAUUGA